Molecule: messenger RNA, 1092 nt
Organism: Macadamia integrifolia
Lineage: Eukaryota; Viridiplantae; Streptophyta; Magnoliopsida; Proteales; Proteaceae
Product: protein RAE1-like
Exons: 6
Coding region: 334-993 (219 amino acids)
Biological process (GO): RNA export from nucleus; transcription-dependent tethering of RNA polymerase II gene DNA at nuclear periphery
Cellular component (GO): nuclear pore
Molecular function (GO): RNA binding; ubiquitin binding
Source: RefSeq, a predicted model, not a curated record
UACAAUAUUAUUAUUAUUUUUUUUCCUGGUAAACAUUGUGAACCGGAGGCGCGUGUCUUUGACGCCAUCUCCUCUGUUCAUAUAUUCUCCCUACAACCGUUUUACGUUCCCUCCCUGUCAAAUCAACUGCAUUUACUUCUCUCCCUCUGUUUCUUCCCUCUGUCACACGCUCUCACUCACAUGUGAAACCACUCUUCGCCUCCACAGAUGUGUAGCUUUUAGGGUAUGCGUUAGGAAUGCCAGGAGUUACGGAGGACUGAAGAACGCUAUAUUCGAGAAGUACAGGUUUAAGGUUAUUUUUUUUGUGGAACGAAGGUUUCAAGGUGAACAACAAUGGCUAAUCUUUAUGCAAAUCCAAAUCCUAAUAAGUCGGUUGAGGUUGUUCAACCUCCAUCAGAUUCGGUUUCUAGCCUUAGUUUCAGUCCCAAGGGAAAUUACCUCGUUGCUACUUCUUGGGACAAUCAGGUUAGAUGCUGGGAGAUCAUGAAGUCAGGGACCACUCUUGGCAGCGUGCCGAAAGCAUCUACCAAUCAUGACCAGCCUGUCUUAUGCUCGACUUGGAAGGAUGAUGGAACGACCGUCUUUUCUGGGGGUUGCGAUAAGCAAGUUAAGAUGUGGCCACUGAUGGCAGGUGGUCCAGCUGUGACCGUGGCAAUGCACGAUGCACCUGUCAAAGAGCUUGCUUGGAUUCCACAGAUGAAUCUCUUAGUUACAGGAAGCUGGGAUAAAACCCUGAAGUACUGGGAUACUCGACAACAACAUCCCGUGCAUACUCAACAACUCCCUGAUCGCUGUUAUUCUCUAACAGUUCAUCAUCCCCUGAUGGUCGUUGGUACCGCUGAUCGAAAUUUGAUUGUUUUUAACUUGCAAAAUCCUCAGACCGAGUUUAAGAGAAUCACUUCUCCCCUGAAGUAUCAGACAAGAUGUGUUGCAGCAUUUCCUGAUCAGCAAGGUUUCUUGGUAAAUACAUUGGUUUUGUUCAUCUAUGUAUGAAUUUGUUGAAUGCUUCCUUUGCUUCUAUUUCUCUUUUUUCAUUGUUUUGACAGAAACAUGGAAGCAUGUUAUUCAAUCAAGCUAGCUUCUUCAUUUUCA